AUGCGGGUGUUAUUCUGGAAUAUUAAUGGUGUUGCGCGUGAGGCAGCACAAUCAAAACUUAGAGUUUUGAUUAGAGAGUUUAAGCCAGAUGUUUUUUGUAUUGCUGAGCCAAAGGUGGUCUGUUCUGCAAACUUUGGUAGAAGGCUUCAAAUGGAAGGUUACUCUCCAUAUAUUAUUCGUAAUGCUUCUUUGUCUAAUAUUGCUAAUCUUUGGAUCUGUUACUUAGAUGGUCUGCUUCCUUCAGUUGUAAAUAUGAGUAGGCAGGCUAUAACUAUUGCAGUUGAAGACAGUUGGAACGCUCCUGCUCAUGGUUCUCCGGACUUUAUAUUCCCGUACAAGAUGAAGAGGUUGAAGGUGGUGAUGAAGGAGUGGAACCUUAGAGUUUUUGGCAACAUUCAUUCUCGGUUGAAGCAUGACCAACUUCGUUUUGAGACUGCUGCUAGAAAUUCAGAUGAGGAUGCCGGUGAUAUUCCUAAACUUAAUGCUAUGAAAGAUUCUAUGACUGCGCUUUCUAAUACUCGGCAACAUCAGGCUAUUAUGCUCAAGCAAAAAUCCAGAAAUCAAUGGUUGAUUGAAGGCUCAAGUAACACGACUUUCUUCCACAACAAUAUUCGUAUUAGGAGGAGUGAUAACACCAUUUCAGAGUUAGUGGAUGCUGGUGGCGUAACUAUUACUGAUUAUGACCAACUGAGAGAUCAUGCGGUGCAAUAUUAUGAGGACAAAUUCAAUGGUCAGGAGUUGGAUAUGGAGGAAAAUUUGUUCGAUUUUGAGCAUCCAAGUAUUUCAGCUGAACAAAGUCUUGAUAUGGAUGAAAUUCCUACUCCGGAGGAAAUAAAACAAGUUGUCUUUGAGAUAGGUUCUGAUAGUGCUCCGGGUCCGGAUGGCUUCUCGGGUUGUUUCUAUCGUCACUGCUGGGGUAUCAUUCAAGAUGACUUGACAAAGUCCAUUAUUUAUUGUUGGAAUUCAGGUCAUAUUCCUAAUAGUGUCAAUUCUUCUUUGAUUAUUUUGCUGGCCAAGAUUUUAGCUACAAGAUUAAGCAGUGUUUUGGAUAAGCUUGUUUCUGAGGAACAUGUAGCUUUUAUGAAGGGUCGCAAUAUUCAUGAAAAUAUCAGUUUGGCUUCAGAAUUGGUUAAUGAACUUCACAUCAAGCGUAAAGAUGGCAAUCUUGGUCUUAAGCUUGAUAUCUCUCAGGCAUUUGACACGGGGAGUUGGUGGUGUAAUUGGCUGCUGGAUAUUUUAAGUUCUGCUAGAAUCUCUAUUCUUUUGAAUGGCAAUCCGGAGGGUUAUUUCAAAAUUAAUAUAGGUUUGCGUCAAGGUGAUCCCCUUUCUCCUUUGAUAUUUGUUUUGAUUGAAGAUGUUCUUAGCAGAAAUAUUACGAAACUCUUUCGUGAUAAGAAGAUGACUCCAUUGGUUACACAGAAUGGUAUUUCCCCAACUCAUCUCAUUUUUGCUGAUGACAUUAUGAUUUUUUGCAAAGGAAAUCUUAAAAGUGUGCAUAAUCUGAUAGAUCUGUUGGGUAAAUAUCAAGCUGCUUUGGGUCAGACCGUUUGUAGGCAGAAGAGCAAGAUUUAUUAUGGAGGUGGCUCUUUGAGUAUGAGAACUUACCUUGUUGAUAUCUUGGGAAUGAGUGUGGCCACGUUUCCUGAUCGUUACUUGGGGGUUCAAAUCAUGCCUGGCACGGUGAGAUAUCAUCAUAUUUGUAAUGUGAUUGAGAGAAUUAAAGCCCAACUUGCUGGAUGGAAAGGGAGAUUACUUUCUUUUCAUGACUGUAUCGUUCUUGUUAAAUCUGUUAUAGUGAGCUACUCUAUUCACAACAUGGCAGUCUACAAAUGGCCUCGGAAAUUCAUUUUGCAAUGUGAAAGGGCAAUUCGAAACUUUAUUUGGACGGGUGAUUCUAAUAUUAGUCAUGCUGUGGUGGUGGCGUUUGAUAAAGUCUGUUGCCCUUAUGAGGAGGGGGGCUUAGGCUUAACUCGCAUGGCUACAAUGAAUAAGGCACUUAUUAUGAAGCUGUGGUGGAAAAUUCGUAAUUCUAAAAAGAAAUGGGUGGGUUUUCUUAGAGCUAAGUUUUUUGGCAGAAAUGGUUGCAUCAAGAAAUAUGGUGUUAAAUCCACUAUUUUUCCAGGCAUUCGAUGGGUGCAUCAGCUUGUGGAGAAUAACACUAGAGUUCUUUUAGGUGACGGUAGAAACACUACUCUUUAUUAUGAUAUUUGGUGUACUGAUGUGUGCCUUGCAGAAAUUCUCAAUGACCAAACCCUGGAAAGAACCAUUAUGCUUGGAGAUUUUUGGAAUGGUGAUCAUUGGGUUUUUCCUGCUAUUCAUUUGGAGCGCUUGGCUGCUGCUGGAGUUGAUGUCAAUCAAUUGCCAACUAUAACUGGUGGGGAGGAAAGCAUGGUUUGGAUGCCUGACCUCAAAGGUAAUUUUAGCGUCAGUUCAGCUAAAGAACUUAUACGGAAAAAAAUAUCCAGUUCUGGAGGGGAUGUCUUUAAUCUGGAGAAAAGAGUUAAGGCAGAUAAGGGAAGAAGCCAAAUGGUGCGUGAUUUAUUGCUCACUGCAAAUCUGGAUUAUUCAGGGCGUCUUAAAGGCUACAUGAAGAAAACUUCAGAAGACAUUAUUCUUUUGGACUACUUCAGGGUGUGUCAUAGGAAGGUUAAAAUGCAUCAUCUGGUGGAAUGUUAUUGGCAUCCUCCAGACCUUAAUGAAAUUCAACUUUGUUGUGAUGGUGCAGCAAGGAGAAAUCCUGGUAGAGCUGGUGCAGGUGUGGUAGAGAGAGACUCCUCUUGCAAUGUUAUUGGGGCUAUGUUUAUUGGUUUGGGAGUUACAACAAAUUAUUUAGCUGAAUUAUAUGAUACAAUGGCUAAGAGAGGAUGCUAUCUUGACAAUGAGGUUGGAAUGCACUAUGAUGGAAGACCUCCUUUUCAAAUUUCAGUUGAAUAUCCAAAUGUUGCUUAUUACAGAUUUAAAUAG
Messenger RNA from Papaver somniferum (opium poppy), 2964 nucleotides. RefSeq lists its product as uncharacterized. Gene Ontology annotation, molecular function: nucleic acid binding. The coding region runs from base 1 to 2964 and encodes 987 amino acids. The transcript has 7 exons. The record is from RefSeq and is a predicted model, not a curated record. NCBI's taxonomy places the organism in Eukaryota, Viridiplantae, Streptophyta, Magnoliopsida, Ranunculales, Papaveraceae.